UAGAAGCUUAAUGUUAAGUUGACAAGAAUGUCAAAAGCAUCAACAUUGUAAUAUUGUUAUAUUUUUGUUUACUUAAGAGUAUCAAAAUUUAAUUUAAAAACAAUUUUUAAAGGAAAAAGUCAAAAUGGGCAGUACUGACAGAGCUGUGAUAACUGGUUUUAUUUGCAGAUUGUGUAGUAAAAUGAAUCGAUUUGUAAUUCACAUAUACGGUGAAGAAGGAGAAAGAAUGAAACUAGCUGAUAAAAUUAACGCUUACUUACCAAUCACGGUGAAUAUAAACGAUCAGCUGCCAAAAACUGCAUGUCUACAUUGUAUAGAAAGAUUAGAAGCACAUCACGAGUUAAUGGAACAAUUUAUGGUUGCAAAGCAGAGGCUUAAUAAAUCAAAUUCCUUACCCUCUUCAUCAGUGACGAAAACAACUGAAACAAGCACUUCGGCUAGUUCAUCUCCAUGUUGACGCAAUGAAUCUUUCUAUACAUAUAUAUAUAUAUAUUUAAUUAGCAAUAAAAAUUAAUUGAUAUAAAGCUAAAGAAAAAAAAAACCAAUGCUUUAAAUCUUGGCAAUUUUUGAAUUAUUGUACAAUCAAUUUUUCAAACACUAAUCUUUAAAUAUUAUUUUUUUAUUUUCUAUAUAUAAAUUUUAUUUCAAGUAUUAUUUACUUUAAAUUAAACUGAAAGUGUUGAUUUUAAUUGUAUAUCAAUUUUUAAUACAUUUUUUUUCUUUUUCAGAGAUUGUAAAAAAGAAAUAAAUAAUGUACACACAAACUAUAUAUAAUAACUAAAUUACACUAUAUGUUUAAUAAAUAAAAAUUGUAACAAAUUUU
Molecule: messenger RNA, 823 nt
Organism: Leptopilina boulardi
Lineage: Eukaryota; Metazoa; Arthropoda; Insecta; Hymenoptera; Figitidae
Exons: 2
Coding region: 125-457 (110 amino acids)
Cellular component (GO): nucleus
Molecular function (GO): zinc ion binding
Source: RefSeq, a predicted model, not a curated record